AUGCUCACGUCCAUUGACUACCAGGCCCUCCGGGAUUUCAGCGGGCUGCCUUGCAUCCACCAGACCUGUGUCAACAGCGACAUUGGUUUCAACCUAGAAAAUCUCCCUCCAUUGGCCCAAGAUGUUCUACGACAGCUACAAGUAGUUCCUGCAGGAACACAGGUGCUCAAAAAAGAUUCGGUGAAACCCACUCCGGCCUCAGCAACAGCUAUUGCCACCGUAAUGGCAUACAUGCACACCUUGUCGCACGAAUUAUUCAAGAACCUCAGCCACGUUCUGGAGCUACCGUGGGAAAAAUACCUGGGAGAAAUGCACGAGUUCACUAUGACCAGACAGAACGAGUUGCGAAUCCUGCGAGCAAAUGCCCCAAUCCCGAACAGUUGGUCGACUCUCACAAUCAUUGUUAAUAUUGCCUCUCCAUAUACAGCGACUGUUCUGUAUGGCAAUGCACUACGUGUGUUUUCCGAAGGGACCAUAGCCAGCUUGGAUCAACCGACUGUCGACCCGACUCUACUUCCAGAUGACUCGACUAUCGCCGGGGGCAAUUGGAUUGUCUAUUAUGUCCGGCCGAACGACGAUGUUUACUACACACGCACCGCGGGAGCGUUGAUGACGCCGUUGACUUGCGAGGAUUAUGCAUCAAGAAAACGUGUGCGUGAUAUCAUAUUUUUGACCUGA
Messenger RNA from Aspergillus alliaceus, 678 nucleotides. RefSeq lists its product as uncharacterized. NCBI's taxonomy places the organism in Eukaryota, Fungi, Ascomycota, Eurotiomycetes, Eurotiales, Aspergillaceae. The record is from RefSeq and is a predicted model, not a curated record. The transcript has 3 exons. The coding region runs from base 1 to 678 and encodes 225 amino acids.